Silurus meridionalis is the source of this 3199-nucleotide messenger RNA. RefSeq names its product sciellin (gene scel). Gene Ontology annotation, cellular component: cytoplasm. Lineage: Eukaryota; Metazoa; Chordata; Actinopteri; Siluriformes; Siluridae. The record is from RefSeq and is a predicted model, not a curated record. Gene Ontology annotation, biological process: epidermis development. Bases 115 to 1605 code for a protein of 496 amino acids. The transcript is spliced from 22 exons.
CACCUUCAGCUGCCCUGCCCAGUUGUUGUCAGCAAGUGAAAUUCAGUGAAGCUCUGGAAACAUAUUCACAUUCCAGCCUCAGCCACUGACACACUGAGAACACAAGCAUAAACCAUGGCCUCCACCUUUCCUAGGAAAUCAUAUCCUCCUGUGACCGACAAGAGCAAGUCUAGUGUGGUAGAGGACAGUAAAAAGAAGUCUUCCCUCCUGAAGGACAACAGUUGGAUCAAGAAAGAUGGGAGUGAUGAUAAACCAGUGGACCUGAACUCAAACUUUGGAAGAAGUGUCCUGGGCCAGUUCAAAUCUACUGAAAAUCUUAGCAGCUCUUCAGAAAUAAACAGCAGCACCACCACGACCACCUCCUCCACAGUAACUCCCAUUAGUCCAACAAAAAAAGUCCAGUCCCUGUCAAAAAGAUUCAGUACGAGUCAGGAUGAGCUGGAUUCAAGCAGCAAUACUACUACUACAUCUUUCAAAAAUGGUACAAAGACAACAGUAACUACAAGCAGAACAUCUGUGGUGAAGACACCAACCAAAACGGAAACGUUCACUGAAAAGGUCUUCGCAGACUCCAAGACCAAUGCUGGGAAAAUUCAAACUCCGCCACUUGUCGAGGCAACUACAAAAAGAGACAUAAAAACAGUCAAACCACCAUUGCCCAACAAGACCACCAAAAACGAGACUUUCACAGUGAUUACUUCUAAGGAUAAGACUGUUCAAGAAGAAAAGAAGACUGUCAAAACUGAGACAGCACCAUCUUCACCCACCAAGUCCACCAGGACAGAAACUGUCACUGUGACUACUUUUAAAGACUCCAUAGUAAAAGAAGACAGCAAAACUGCCAAAUCAGUACCACCAAUCUCACCCUCCAAGACCACCAAGACAGAGACCAUCACUGUGGAUACUAUGAUGGGCAAAAUAAUUCAAGAAGACACCAAAUCAGUCAAAUUAGCACCACCAGCCCCUCCCACCAAGAGCACUACAAGCACAACCUAUAAAAGUACUACUCCAACAUCUAAGACAACAUCCUAUUCCAUCAGCUCCAAAUCUAGUGCUGAGGAUGAGUUGUUUGAUACCCUUAUCCCCACAUCCAUCAAGUCAACCUAUGCAUCUGACACAAGGAAUGAUAAAAGCAGUGGAACAAGUUCUACAACGUACACCUCAAGGUCUUACAAAGACGACAGGUUCAAUGAGUAUCUUUCUGAUACGGUGGUCACCGAUUCAGUGAAGACCGUGUCCUCAUCGUCGGACAGUUAUGAUCGCAGAGGCUCCACAAAAAGCUACACUACAACAACUUACUCAGAGAGCAGACCUGAAAAUUUCUCAGACAUCUACACAUCAAGAUCUGUUGGAACAGUUUACACAACACCUGAAAGGAAAAUCGUAGAAAGGGAUCUUUGCACACUCUGCCAGAAACCAAUGCUUGCGGAAACAAAAAUGAUUCUAGAGGAUGUGGAUAUAAAGUGCCAUGCCAGUUGUUUCAAGUGUGAUGUGUGUAAGUGUUCUCUUGGAAAUCUGAGAGCAGGGGAUAGUUUGUGGUUGUACCAGCGUACGGUGCAUUGUGAGGGCUGCUUUGGUGUCACAAGGAGUAAAUGGAUUCGCUGAAGAUGAACUUUCUGCAAAACCAUGAAGUGCAGAGACAUUAAGGAAUUUUACAUGAUGUUCAAAUAGUUCUAUAUGGGAAUAAGAUGCAUAUCAAAUAUACCUAAGCAGGGGUUAUUCAUUUAAAAUACAAGAAAGAUAAGGCAUUCUGGGUGUUGGAUCUGUUGAAAAUGCAGGGAAGGGACUCAUUUCUUCUUUUUUUUCCCUCCAAAUAAAUAUAUAGUUUGUUCUUUCAAUAUUUCAUCACACUUUAGUCAAUUGUAAACUGAAUUUGAAUUAACAAAAUCAAUUAUGAUUAAAGAUUUGGGGCAAUUUCUUUAAGCUUUUAUUUUAUUUUCUUUUAUUUUAUUAUUAUUUUAUUUUUUAUUUAUAUAUAUAUAUAUAUAUAUAUAUAUAUAUAUAUAUAUAUAUAUAUAUAUAUAUAUAUAUAUAUAUACUCCAUUUUGGUUUGACCACCAAUAAAAUUGUUUUUAAAUGGUAUAAAGCAUCUCACUUAUUUAGUAUAACAAUCCAUGCCACAAAGAAGCUUUUUUAAGAUCUGUUUAACAGGAACACAUUUAUUUCUGCAAUAAGCGAAAUAGCCAGGUAAAGAGUUUAAUUUAGUCAAAUAUCAUCAAUAAUGUAACAAUGUGAUCUGAGUGAUUGUAGCAUGGCUGUUAGAAACCCAUGGACUAGUUUGAGUAUUUCAAACUCUUUAGUGAAUGUCAGUUUUACGAGUGUUAACACUUCAUUAAUGAGAGAGGACAGAGGGGAAUGGCUAUAAUGGUACUAGAUUAACCUGGCAAAAAGGAUACAGUAGCUUUUAUAACUACAUUUUACAACCAUGGAAAAGCAUCUGACACAAUAUCUGAGGCUUAUCAGACCACAUCAGACCCCAGUCUUAAAAAAAGAUGGGCCAUUGUGUAAAAUGAAAAUAAAAUCAGAAUGCAAUUACUUGCAAAUCUUUAUUUUAUUCAUAACAGAACAUAGAAACCAUAUCAAAUAUGUCCUUUUAAGGAGAAAAUAAGGUAAUUUUAAAUUUAAUGGUCGCUACACAUCAAAAACCUGGGACAGGGCUAUGUUUACCACUGUGUGGCAGUCCCUCUAUUUUAACAGCAGUCCAUAUAAGUCUGUGUACUGAUUAGACUAGUUGCUGGUGUUUUGUAAGAGAAACCCCCAUACCAUAAAUGUUGCAGGUUUUUUUAACUGAGCACUGAUCACCUUUGAGUCUGGAGUAUGUGGUGUACAUGGUUUUCAAAAAGAGUUUCACGUUUCUUUUUGUCUGACCACAGAAUAGUUUUCCACAUUGCCUUGUCUUUGCAUGAGGUUUAACUUGCAUUUGUGCACUGUAUAACAAACUGUGUUCACAGACAAUGAUUUCUGGAGGUCUCUGAACCCAUGCAGUGAUUUACAUUACAUACAGUAUUGAUUUUCAGUUGAUUGAUAUUCAAAGUCUUUACAAUUGUAUGUUGAGAACUGGUGAACUUCUGCCCAUCUUUUCUUUUGAGUCUCUGACUCUAGGAGAUACUCUAUUUAUACAUAUCAUGUUACUGGCCUGUAAAUCAACAUUUGAUAUGUUUUCUAUGCUCUGUUGUGAAUAAAAUAUAGAUUUAUGAGA